This is a messenger RNA of Exophiala mesophila, 1732 nucleotides long. RefSeq lists its product as hypothetical. Gene Ontology annotation, molecular function: flavin adenine dinucleotide binding; acyl-CoA dehydrogenase activity. The coding region runs from base 317 to 1609 and encodes 430 amino acids. Lineage: Eukaryota; Fungi; Ascomycota; Eurotiomycetes; Chaetothyriales; Herpotrichiellaceae. The record is from RefSeq and is a predicted model, not a curated record. The transcript is spliced from 2 exons. Gene Ontology annotation, cellular component: mitochondrion.
GUUGACUUCCUUGGUGGCCGGGGAGACAUCACCGCCCGAUUCACCACAAAUAUCCGAUCGGUCUUCGUGAUUUCCGUCUACGUACAUUUUCCAUCUCAGUAGUAUAUCUAUUGAAUCCCGGUGAAUUGAUUUUUCAACAGCUUAUAGCUAUUCUGCCUUCGUUUCUGACAUUCUCGAAUACCCCCCUUAACAGCACCACUUCACAACAUGGCCUCGAUAUGUAGAUCGUUGCGACCCCUCGCUAAAAACAUCAGACCUCUUUCCACCCUCAGCCCCGCCACUCGAGCUCUUCCUCGAAGAAGUCUCCUGUCGUCGUAUGUUCCGGGCAGCUCCAGAUACAGUCAGACCUCUAACUCGUCCUGUUCACAGACAAAAAGCAUGCCUUUCCACCUCGCGUCCGCGCAGUGCCGAACCGUACAUGCCUGACGAUGUCGACACUUCUGCCCUCACUCCCACACCCAUCACGCAUUUCUCGGAAACAGAGAUCAUGUUGGCCGAGUCUAUUCAGAAGUGGUCAGAAGAGGUGGUUGCUCCCAAGGUCCGAGAGAUGGACGAAUCGGAACAGAUGGACCCCGCCAUCGUCGAACAGAUGUUUGAACAGGGCCUGAUGGCUUUCGAGAUUCCAGAAGAAUAUGGUGGAUCAGGCAUGAAUUUCACGUCCGCUAUUGUUGGUAUCGAAGAGCUGGCCCGAGUUGAUCCUUCCGUCUCCGUACUCUGCGACGUGCACAACACCCUGGUCGUAACUGCUAUCCUCAAAUAUGGCAGUGAAGCUCUUAAGAAGGAAUGGUUGCCCAAGUUGGCCACCAACACUGUUGGAUCUUUCUGUCUGUCGGAGCCCGCUUCCGGCUCAGAUGCAUUUGCUCUCAAGACAAAGGCCGUCAGGACCGAGAAUGGCUACAAGAUCAAUGGAUCCAAGAUGUGGAUUACAAAUUCGAUGGAGGCCGACUUUUUCAUUGUCUUUGCCAACCUCAACCCUGAGGCUGGGUACAAGGGUAUUACGGCCUUUAUUCUCACCAAGGACAUGAAAGGCUUUGCGGUUGCUAAAAAGGAGAAGAAGCUGGGCAUCCGCGCAUCUAGCACCUGUGUCAUCACCUUUGACGACGUUGAGAUUCCAAAGGCCAAUCUCCUCGGCAAAGAGGGACAAGGCUACAAAUAUGCCAUUGGACUGCUCAACGAAGGCCGAAUUGGCAUUGCUGCCCAGAUGACCGGUCUUGCUCUUGGUGCAUGGGAGAACGCAGCCAAAUAUGUCUGGAAUGAUCGCAAACAAUUCGGACAAUACAUUGGCGAAUUCCAAGGCAUGCAACAUCAGCUCGCUCAAGCGUACACCGAGAUCUGCGCCGCUCGAGCUCUGGUCUUCAAUGCCGCCAGAAAGAAGGAAGCCGGCGAGGACUUUGUGACUGAUGCUGCCAUGGCAAAGCUGUACGCCAGUCAGGUGGCCGGCAGAGUCAGCUCUCUUGCCGUAGAGUGGAUGGGUGGCAUGGGAUUUGUGCGUGAGGGUAUCGCCGAAAAGUUUUUCCGAGACAGCAAGAUCGGUGCCAUCUAUGAGGGAACAUCCAACAUUCAACUCACCACCAUUGCAAAGGCUCUACAAAAGAAGUACACCUCAUAAAUUGAGCUCGAAACAUGUAUAUAUUUUGGUGUCGAAUAGCCUAGAUUGUGAGGGGCUGUAUUUGGUUCUAUCUAGUCUGUAGGAUGAAUAAAGUCCUCCCGGACACCCGGAUGUUUCAAACGA